Molecule: messenger RNA, 555 nt
Organism: Hypoxylon trugodes
Lineage: Eukaryota; Fungi; Ascomycota; Sordariomycetes; Xylariales; Hypoxylaceae
Exons: 3
Coding region: 1-555 (184 amino acids)
Source: RefSeq, a predicted model, not a curated record
AUGAUAAUACCCUCGGAUCUGCGCGUGGAACCGGAACCAUAUGCGCCACGCAAUUUAACAUCGCCUAGCAUGCCUAACGAAGACGACUCCUUCGUUGCCCUACAAUAUAAAUUCUUCGAUGUUCUGCGUUUGUUGGGAACUAUAUAUGAGGCGUUGGGAAAGCACCACUGCUACGCGAGCCACUUUGAGGCAGCCUUUUGGGCAGAACAUCGCAAGCUUCAAGAAGCGACCGAGAACAACAAGAUCCUCGCCUACCAGCUAGAAGAGCUUCGGACGCAGACAAUCCAUGGGCGGCGUAGGGUUCCGGACUCUCCAAAUGCGCAACAACAGAAUCCUACCGUUCACCGAUUGCCGCCAAUACCGGAAGAGCUCGAGCCGGGCGAGGAAAAGACUUAUCGAACCACGCAACAGGAUACGGGCCUACAAGCCGGUUCUUAUACCGACUUCAAGAGUGAAACCUCAGAGCAGAAUCAGAUGAAAAAUGUGCCGGCCGGUUCAAUCUUACGAAGGUUGCUUUUGCGGCAACGAUAUGAUGCCGAAGUUUAUAAGAUGUGA